CAAUACAGUCGUUAGACAACCUCAGCGAGCAGAUCUCCCAACAAAUCGCUUCCAUCCAAGCUCUCCACUCGGCAGAAGAUGGAUUCAAGGUGCCCGUUGAGUGUGUCCAGUCCUCCCUCAUCCUCAUCAGACGACUGCUGCUGGACGCACAGUCCCAGUUCCGUCACAUGGUAGAUGAGAACAAACAGCUGGGCGUUCAUAUUGAUACUUCUAUACAGGCUGUAAAUAGAGAAGUGAAUAUGUUGAGGACAGAGCUGGCGUCUGCUAAGAACAGACUGAAACAGAUGAAUGUUAGAGAACCAGUGGGCAAAGCUGACAAAGGAGUCCAAGUGGAUGAGCAAUCUGGUGCCUCUCAACAAAAACCUGGCAAAUCCAACAACAAGGAGGUAGAGGAGCUAAAGCUGACAAUCCAGACACUGACCAGAGGAAAUGAACAACUGGUAGAGGACUACAGACAUCUCUUGGAGGAGCAUGACAAGCUCAAGCUGGCAUAUGACGAUCUGCGGAAAACCAAUGAGAGUUUCAAAAGUGACAUCACAAAACUUGAAGGGCAGAUGCAGAAGUUUGGAAAAGAAUCUGAGGAACUCCCACACGCGGAAGGAACCAGUCUCAAAUCUAGGUCCACCUAUGGAGAAAUCAAACUGGAGCUGAUACAAGCAAGGCAAGAGCUAAUCAGAGCUAAAGAAGUUUUACAAGAUAUGAAAAGUGACAGAAAACGACUCAAGGGAGAGAAGCUUGACCUUCUGAGCCAGAUGAAACAAUUGUACACAACUCUGGAGGAAAAGGAGACCGAGUUACGGGAAUUUAUCCGUAAUUAUGAGCAGAGAGUUAAAGAGAGUGAUGAAAUGGUAAAACAGUUUGCAAAAGAAAAGGAAAUGGUCGAGAGAGAGAAAUGGGAGAUAAUCAACAGGGCUAAAGAUGCUGCAGAGCGAGCUAUGUUUCUGAAGGCUCAGCUUGAAAGCAAAGAACAAAGCAUCAAGGAGCUGGAAGCUGAGCUCAAGGAGGCAAAAGAGCAACUAGACAGUCACAACAGUACAACACUGAGCUCCUCUACUGCACCAGCCAGUGAUGGAAACAUCAACAAUGAUGCAGAAGAUGAGGACGACGAUGAAGUUUUUCCUUCAGACAAUGGCUUCUCAACCAUGGAGGAGUCCUCUGUUCUCAACUGCAUUUUCAUCCAGGAUCAAGAGAAUGAACUAGGACAAGUCCUCAGCACAAGUCCAAUCAGCACCACUGAAUCAAUUGAUGCCAGUGGUCCCAUGUUCAAGUGGUUUACCCAAAGCUCAGACUUUGAAUUGCCUCUGGAGCCCAAACUUAGCAAGCAAAAGAAGAAGAAAAAUUUUGGAUCUCUGUCACGAGUGUUCAGCCGCAGUCGUAUGCGCCGCUCCCUUGCCCUGCCUCAUGCAGAGAGUGUCGCUUCAGAAGAAUCAAACACAAAGCUAUGUGUCCUUAGCCAGGACAACUAUCAGGAGAAGCUGAACAUCAUAGAGAAGAUGGUUGGCGUCAACAUGAAAGACUGGCGAGCACCACAAGUUCUUGCCUGGCUGGAGAUCACUUUAGCCAUGCCCAUGUAUGCCCAAAACUGCCUGACUAACGUCAAAAGUGGAAGGGUACUUCUGGGCCUCAGUGACAGUGAGCUGAGUGCAGCUCUGGGUGUGGUGAACCCCAUGCACAGACGGAAGCUGAGACUGGCCAUAGAGCAACAUCGUAAUCCUAAUGACAUAAAGUAUCUGAAGGCAAGUGAAAUGGACCCAACCUGGAUUGCCCAUCGAUUCCUGCCGGACCUUGGUCUCCCGCAGUACACAGACAUAUUUGAGGAGCAGCUGUGCGAUGGCCAUGUGCUGAACACUCUAACUCGCCGGGACCUGGAGAAGCAUUUCUCUGUGCAUCGCAAGUUUCACCAGUCCUCCAUUUUGCAUGCAGUAGAGUUGCUGCGCCGGAUUGAUUUCAAUAAAGAGAAACUUUACCAUCGUCGAAAUUUGAGCGAAGAUAAAGAUAUUGAUCUAAUUGUGUGGACAAAUGAAAGGUUGAUGAAGUGGAUUCGCAGCAUUGAUCUUGGGGAAUACUGUGAGAAUUUACUGGAAAGUGGAGUUCAUGGAUCAGUUAUUGUUCUGGAACCAUCGUUCAAUGCUGACACUCUGGCAUCUAUCCUUGGAAUUCCACCAUCAAAGUCAUACCUGAGGCGACACCUUGCCUCAGAGCUGGAAAACAUUUUAAAGCCAGCCAGGGCAGCUCUAGAUGCUGCUGACUGCAGGGAGAAAGUAAGCAAUAACAGCACAUCCAGCACCAAUAAAACAAGUACAGGAUCGCAGGACAAGGACCUGUCAGGAUUUGAGGACACAGGUCGCAGGAAAUCAGUAGAGGAAGGAAGGGCUCUCUUGGCAGAACUGCUGGGAAGAAAAUACGAGACGACCUCCAGCUGA
Molecule: messenger RNA, 2423 nt
Organism: Candidula unifasciata
Lineage: Eukaryota; Metazoa; Mollusca; Gastropoda; Stylommatophora; Geomitridae
Source: the annotation of a GenBank genome assembly